UAGAUGGGGAGAAGGUCGAUGAUCAUAGCCGGUAUUGUGCCGGUAGUGGGAAUGCUAUUUGUCAGGUCUGGGCUUGCUGCCAAGCUUGCCUGAGUUAAGGUAUGUGUUUAAUGCAUAUAAGUUAACUUUUUUACGAAAAAAUGAAUGUUAAAAAAAUAGGCUUAGUUACUACAGUAACCUACCUAGACUUUUGUUGUGUCUACGAUCUUAAUUUGUUACAAACACACACUGGUCUUGCUUUCCUCUAUUAGUAAAGCCGGAUGGCGAGAAGGUCGAUGAUCAUAGACGGUGUUGUGCUGGUACUAAAUACCCACUUCUUUAUACCAGGUUGAAGGAAUUGUGAAGAAUUUGACAAUGACUGGAGAUCAUGAUAAGAUUACUGCUGUGAUUAAUUUGUUGACUCACGAAUAUACUUACUCGCCUCAAGCGAAUCUGCGCAAGGGAUGGUUGACUGGCUUAGAUGCAACUACUGUUGGUUUGAGUUUUGAAGCUCACAACAUCUCAAGUACACACCGACUAUAGAUAUGUGGAGUAUUGGUUGUAUUGUUGCGGAACUUUCAACCGGAAAGCCACUUUUUCCGGGGAAAAAUGUGGUGCAUUAGUUGGACCUCAUGACCGAUCUUUUGGGGACCCCAUUACCUGAAGCGAUAGCCAGGAUAAGAAAUGAGAACGACCGGAGAUACUUAAGCAGCAUGAGGAAGAAAAAACCGAUCCCUUUUUCACAGAAGUUUCCGAAUGCAGUUCCUCUUGCUCUUCGUUUACUAGAAAGAAUGCUUGAUUUUGAGCCUAAAGAUCGUCCUACUGCUGAGGAGGCACUUUCGGAUCCGUAUUUCAAGAAUUUGGCUAAGGUUGAGAGGGAACCUUCUGCUCAACCGGUCCGGUGGAUAAUUCAAAUAAGCUCCCAAAGUGGAAUUAUGUGGGUCUAG
Molecule: messenger RNA, 926 nt
Organism: Helianthus annuus (common sunflower)
Lineage: Eukaryota; Viridiplantae; Streptophyta; Magnoliopsida; Asterales; Asteraceae
Product: mitogen-activated protein kinase 15-like
Exons: 7
Coding region: 612-926 (104 amino acids)
Biological process (GO): intracellular signal transduction
Cellular component (GO): nucleus; cytoplasm
Molecular function (GO): MAP kinase activity
Source: RefSeq, a predicted model, not a curated record